CGCACCACCAGGCCCCUCCUACUUCCGGUAAGAAACCGCUAUCUGUCAGACAAAACAUCCCGAGCUGAGAUCCGCUACACGGACGCACUUUUACUGAUACCGCUCCUGUUUGACAGUCGUUUAUUUUCGGGUUUUGGAGCCUCUUCGGGCACACACAGAGAGCAUGCCCGGACAGAGGUAACCGUACCCGGGCUGUCGCUGCCCCCUCAGCCGGCUGAAGGACGGAGCAGGACGGACAGACGCAGAUGGAGAGGCCGGGCAGGCUGCUGCUGCUGUCCGAGCUCCGCGUCAGAAACGCCGCGUACGAUGUGAGUUUGAGCCGGUCACUGCUCACCUGGAAGAGACGGAUCUCCAGCCCGGUGUACCACCCGUUUAGACCCAGGUUUUGUGUUCCUUCGUUCCCUCGUCGACCAGACUCAGGUGUGGUUCACAGUGUGUCAGUGUCAGAGAUCAUCUCUGUCAGAGAGGAAGAGGAGGAGAAAAGCAGCAGCAGAAGAGACAAUGGCAAUUGGAAAAAGAUCAAAGAGAGAGAAGGAAAGGACUGCAGGCAGGCCUUCACAGUGUUGUACGUGGACAGGUGUCAGCAGCACCGCUGGCGGUGUGCUGAGGUCACCUUCACGUGUCCAGACGAGGCGCUGUGUCAACGCUGGGUCAGCAGCAUCAGAGAGCAGCUCGCCGCUAUCACCAGCAGACCCAAACACCUGCUGGUCUACAUCAACCCGUACGGCGGGAAGCAACAGGGCAAACGCAUCUACGAGGAGAAGGUCGCCCCGCUGUUCGCCCAGGCAGACAUCUCCACGCACGUCAUUGUGACGGAGUACGCCAAUUAUGCAAGGGAUCACCUGAGGACGGAGGCGGAGCUGAAGAAGUUUGAUGGGGUGGUGUGUGUCGGAGGGGACGGCAUGUUCAGUGAGAUCAUCCAUGGGCUGAUCUGGAGGACACAGAUCGACGGUGGCGUAGAUCCAAACUGUCCGGAUGAAACGCUGCUUCCCUGCUCGCUUCGCAUUGGAAUCAUUCCUGCAGGUUCAACAGACUGUAUCUGCUUCGCCACUGUGGGCACCAACGACCCCGUGACCUCUGCACUGCACAUCAUUGUGGGAGACUCUCAGCCGAUGGACGUCUCCUCGGUUCACCACAAUAACACGUUCCUGCGAUACUCCGUCUCCCUGCUUGGAUACGGUUUCUACGGCGAUGUGCUAACUGACAGUGAGAGGAAGAGAUGGAUGGGACCGGCCAGAUACGACCUCUCAGGUGUGAAGAUGUUCCUGACUCAUCAUUACUAUGAAGGAACAGUUUCCUUCCUGCCGGCCAGAGGCAUCAUAGGAACGCCACGGGACGACAUCAGGUGUCGAUCUGGCUGUGUGGUUUGUCAGCACAACGGGCAGCUACUUUCAGAGAGAGCUGAGAGAUACAAGAUGGAUGAAGCAUCAGACAGCGAGAGUGACGGCGAGUGGAGGACAAUCCGAGGGAAGUUUCUGGCUAUAAACGCUGCCAGUAUGAGCUGUGCUUGUCCUCGCAGCCCUAAAGGCCUCUCACCUGCCGCUCACCUGGCCGACGGCACCACCGACCUCAUCCUGGUCCGAAAAUGUUCCCGCUUUGACUUCCUCAGACACCUCCUCCGACACACCAGCAAAGACGACCAGUUUGACCUGACCUUUGUUGAGGUCCACCGGGUGCGGCGUUUCCGCUUCACACCGCGCCACUGCCAGAGUGACUCGGACCUGGAGCUGGACCUGCGGGAGAGCGGCAAACACCAGAUCUUCAGCCAGAUCUGCCGAGACCACCCGGCUUGCGGCUGUGCCCCUGCCUACAGCAGCUGGAACUGCGAUGGCGAAAUCCUGACCCACACGGCCAUUGACGUCAGAGUGCACUGCCAGCUGAUCAAGCUGUUUGCACGCGGGAUCGAAGAACCAACGGUGUUCGAGGAUCUCACCAACCCCUGUGCACUAUAGACCUUCGCCCCCAUUAUUCCCUGUCAGACACUGGAGUCGACGCUCUGUUUCCAGACUCUGCCUACGUCACUGCUGCUGCCGCCAUCGAGUUGUGCUGUUACUCAGCAAAGAUCAGCAGUAUGGAGAGAAACAAAACUUUACUUUCUGGGUCUGAAAGUCCAAAAUGAUUUCCUCACAGACAGGUAGCGACGUGUAGUUUCCUUAAAACAUCCCGACCAGCUUUAAAUCUCUUCUCUGGAAACUAGCAGCUGUUUGUAGGAAAUAAUCAGGAAAUUACUGACCCGGAGAGUAAGGCUUCACCCUCAGAUUUUGGAUUUGUUCUGGGUGAUUUAGUGUUUUGAUGUGAACAGUUGAAUGGUUGCUGGGUGUCUGGCACCUGAUUUAUUUUAAAUAUUCAACUCCAGUCCUGAAACCUGCCCUUUUUGAUAAUAUUUCUUCCCCGUAAUCCUCAGAUCAUGACUUGAUGAUCUGGUUACCUUGAGGUUACAAAUGUUGCCUGUUACAGUAACAAAAUGUUUAAACAGAUGAAAGCUUCUGUAGGUGGAAAACUCAAGUCUGGUUUUAAUCUCAAGUCGGGUCUCUUCUUUCUGUUCGUCUUUCUGUGAACUCAGACUUCUUUGGAGCCACAUUGGUGUUUUGACUUGGACUCAUCUCUGUCUUGUGGCCGUUCUGACUCGGACUUGUCUCAGUUUCAUGGGUGUUUUGAGCUGUCACUCAGCAGUUAGGGGUCUUGACUCGGACUGGAACCCAUUUAGUCUUGGCUUUGACUUGAUAACGAAACUGCCCGGACUUAGACUUGCGGUCUUGACGUGAACUCGACCCCUAUUUGGACUUGAACCGGAACCUGCUUUGACUUGGACUUGUCUUAGACGUGACGCAAAUAGUCUGUUGACUAAUGUCUAUAUGAAUUUUUUUCUGAAAAAAGUUAUCUGACUACCGCUGUAGCCUUGGUCUCGAGUCCGGCCUUAAGACGUUUUUUCUAUUAUCUGACUUGUCUCUGACUUGUGGAUGUUUUGACUCGCACUUGUCUCGACUGCAGCCCUGCAGCAGAGAGUUUUUCUAUUUAUUCAGCAUAUAAGAUAAUUAGAAAUUGUUACAGAAAUGUUACCUUGUUUGCACUUUUUAAAUAGUUUUUAAUUAUUUUAAAUAUAAAUUAUCUUGGAUUUGGAAUUAUCUGUUACAUGUUUUAAAGAUGCCAGACACCUGCCAGUCAUUCCUGUUAUUUUCUGCUUCUCAAACAGGUCCAUUAGAGUUAUCUCCAGUCCUCCGCGUUUCCAUCGUCUCUCAGGAAGACCUGAGCGCAAUCGUAACUAUGAAAUUGUAUUUUUACAUAUUUCAAUUCCCAGCAAUUUAGGAAAGAAAAUAUGACAAAUCUCAAAUUUUGAUUUUAGUCAAGAAAGAUUUGUGCAAGUCAAGCUGGUCGUGGCUGAGCAAGCUGAGCAACGCACACAUGAAUGUUUUUAAUCUUCCAUUUCUGCUCAAUAUGCAAAUGAACUAAGUCGGAGCAAACACAGCAAAUCACGUGAAGAAGUACUGCUUUACCACCAAUGUUUCACACACACUGUGCAGAUAUAUAUAUGUCUUCAAAAUGAGCUGAAGUUGUAGCUGUAACUUCAAUUUACUCUGUGUGAGGUGAUGUUCUGAACUCGUCUGUCGGGUUAAUUUUGUUUUGUAAAACCUCAAGAUGAUCAUCUGAGCCUUCCACCAAUCAAAUAAGAUUCACAUACAACAAAAGACCAAAAGAACACUAAAGCAGUGGUUCCCAACCUGGGGUUCGGGACCCCAAGUGGUUGCAAAAUAAAUCUCAUACUGCUACACAAACCUAUGUUUCAUUGACAAUUCCCAUCAGCCUCAGCUGUAGCAUGCUAACACACUAAACUAAGAUGGGGAACAUCUCAGGGCUAAACAUUAGCUUGUUAGCAUUUAGGUCAAAGCUAAAUGGGUCAUAAGUAGCCUUGUUUUAGGGGGUCACAAGCCAAAAAGGUGGGAAUCACUGCAAUAAAGGGUAUCGACGGGGCUCUCCAAGUACUUUUGGCAAUAUAGAUUUAAAAUGUUUAUCCACAAAUACUUCUACUAAAAAUGUUCUCAACUGAGUCCAAUAAGAAAACUGUUUGUGUAUAAAUCCAUCUCAGUGUGAAAAAUGCAGAUUAUUUCACUUGUUAGAUAAAAAACCCGGUUAGGAAUGGUAUUGUAUUGGUGGAAGGUUCAUAUUAUUGGUUUGAAGUUUUGUGAAUUCUGGUUUUGUUAAAGGAAAACACACGUUCAGUCUUUUUAAUUUUUAAAUCAUUGUAGGUUUUUAAUUUUAAACAUUCACAGUGGACAGCUCUGAGCAUGUAGUAGCCUGAUGUUAACUGUCUCUGUAGCCGCUGCUCACUGUGUCCACAGGCUUUAAUUUUUUUUUACAAAAUACAAUCUACAUGUAGCAGCAUCAUCUGUAAUGUUAUUUACUAAUAUUAUUCAUAGUGAAGAUGCAUUUUCUCCACUAAGCCUCAGGAUGGUGAAGUCAGUCUGUCCAACAGUUUGGUCCACAGAUAUUUUCAGAUCAUCAUAAAAUGUCCCAAUUUCAUUCCUGCUUUCAAGAGGAUGAACCCUUAUGAUUUUAAUGACCCCAUGACUUCUCCACCCUCAGGACAAACUGUACAUUUUUUAAGCUCUACUACUAAGAAUCUCUAAAUCAUCAGGAUGUUGUUUGCAGACAUUGCAGCUUGCAUUGCAGGCAGUUGUCAUUCAAAACAUACAUUUAAUAGAUUUGAAAGAAUAUAACUGUUUCAAUUAAAUCCAUCCGUCAGUGUUUUGAAAAAUAAUUUUAACUUUGAGAUGAACCGGACAGGAAGUCGAGUAUGAGCACUGGACUGUCGGACUGUAGAUGCUGUUUGUUUGUUUGUUGACCAGCAGUACUGUUUCCUCUCUGCUGAGGUGGAGCUGGACUCAAACUCACGGAGGAGGGAACCAGUAGCAGCUCACGGUGCUCCAAAACACCAACCAAUCAGCUACCAGCUUCCUCCUGAUCCUAAUCUGACCAAAUACCAAUACCAAUGCUGGGGUUUAAUGAUGUAGCUGCCCGUCUGUCUGUGACAGUUGUAGCUCAGCUUAAGGGUCUUCACAGGUCCAAACUCUUGGACCCAGUCAAAAAACUACCUGUGGAAAACCUACAGGAACCCUACGUGCGUACAUUAAUUGUCAAGGAGACACAGACCUGAUCCAAAAGGGACCUGAAGACAGUCAGAACUGGUCUGAUAUAAAUCAGAGGAUAAUUAGACCUGUAUGUGGUGGACCUGAACAGAGAGAGAACACCAACAAUGACAAUGUGAACCCAGCCCGAUUCGGGUUGCGGGUCAAACCUCGGUUGGUACGAACCGAGUGGACCUGUGAAGACCUUUAGCUCAGCCGUCUGUCUCAUGUUGAUUUAUAAUGUAUUGAUGUACAAUCAGAGUCUGAAUGUUUGCUGUAAAACCCCCAAACAACAACAAACCAAAUGUGUUAAACAUGACCGAUGACUGAAGUGAAGUUUUAAUUAGGAGAGGAUAAAAAUAUUUAUUUACAUUUAGCAGGCUGUAAUUAUUAAUUAAAUGUGUUAGUGCUUUAGUACUAUAGAUUUAGUGACCGGUCAAACCAGAAACUGGCAAAUUCAUUUCCAUGUUUCCAGGAAGUAGUCUGUGCUGAGAGCUUGGUGACGUAAUAAAUGCGAGCUACUGUAGCUGGUGAGCUAACUGCUAACAUGCUAUUUAGCCAGGAACCUGCUGACGCUAGCCAGCCAUAAUAGCCCACCUAGCUAGCACAGUUACUGACAGGCAGUAGCUAACCUGUCCAGCCAGAAUAGCUAGCUGUCACGCUAGCUGGCUUGCUACUAGCUAAUGUCGCGUUACGGUUAGGUCACACCAGAAAGUGGCUCAGCGAAAAUCAUCUGCGCAUCUUUUAAGAAAAAGGCGGUGCUGGAAUUUUAGUGACGUAGUGAAAAUCAAAAACGUGAGGUUUUCUUGUUCUUCACAUUCUGCAGACAUGCUUUCUAGCAGUUAGCAAGCUAGCUACAUCGACAAUAACACACAGCUAAUGAAGGGAACCCAUUAGUAUCAUGGACUGGUGGGUGACGGCUGACGGUGCUUCAUCUCUUUGUGGAGCAGUUUAGACUCCAGCAAAGGUGUCGUAUAAGACUGAAUGGUGGCACACAGCUGAUAUGAUAGCCUCCUUAAUUUUGGACGCCCCAGCUGGCCAUUCCCUCAAAGGUCAACACUUUCAAGACGGUUUGAAUGUGUCAGUCAGCGCACAUUUGCAUGUCAAAGUUGAAGUCUACGCAAAGGCUUCUUACAAAUUCAAUUCACCCUUAUUAGUGAAUCCACUGAUUGCGGAGAUCAGACAUUGAAAUUAACUGAGUUUGUCAUGAAAUGUUUCUGAUAUAAAUGCUGUUGGGACCUGGACCUUAACGCAGCACAGAGGGAAAUAUGUAAAAACCCAGAUUAUAACUGAACAGGCAGAGUUACAGAUGUAACCAAAUCAUGAGAACAUCUCGUGUUGUGUUAGGCAUAUUGCUAUCAGCAUGUAGAACAUGUAGAAUGAAGGAUUAGCACUGCAAAUAAUGAUUAUUUUUAGUAUUGAUUUAAAUGUCUUUCUAAUUAGUUAUCUCUAAAAUGUCAAAUACUCAAAUGUCCAGCUUUAGUUAUCAAAGUCCAAAGUGAUUCUUUAAACUCCUUCUUCAAGUUUUACAGAAGAAAUGACAACGUUUAGCUCUGUGAAGCUAUUUCUUCCGAAUUUAAACCUCUCCAACAGGGAAUGUUUUUAUUUUCAACACUGUAGUUUAAUCUGACGCUGAAAACUAGUUUGAUCUAGUGAAUCAGUCGACCUCUAGCUGUAAUCUGAGCUGUAACUCAUCUUUACCUUCUGCUGUAGCUGUUUCAUUAUCAGGAAUUAAAAACUUAUUCAACUC
Messenger RNA from Siniperca chuatsi (mandarin fish), 6873 nucleotides. RefSeq names its product ceramide kinase-like. Lineage: Eukaryota; Metazoa; Chordata; Actinopteri; Centrarchiformes; Sinipercidae. The record is from RefSeq and is a predicted model, not a curated record. The transcript is spliced from 14 exons. The coding region runs from base 246 to 1952 and encodes 568 amino acids. Gene Ontology annotation, molecular function: kinase activity.